AUGUUCACCACACUACCAGAUUUUACACCGCGAGAUUCGCAUUCUCUGUGGUACAGAUCCUCUCGCAGCCCUUACAUCCCACCCGGGACUCUAGACGACUUUAACGAAGGCGCGCAUAAUCAACAACAUGGCGCAAACCAAGCGCGACAACGCACUAGAAUCAUCGAGAGAUCAACUCUCGCUCGACUUGCUGCCGAUGAGCAGUACAUGCAGCGAAGACGAUUGAAUGUCCAGAACUAUGGAAGCGGCUGGCUAAAACCCCCAGGUGUUCCCAAGACACUUCAUCAGAUGCGCGAAGAGAAGCGAGAGCAAGAGGAGCACCAAGAAGCAAUGCGUCGAGAACAACUAGCACAGGAGUUGGCUGAGGCAGAAGCUGCGGGUGCGCCUGGCGAAGAAGGGACAAUGGACGAUGUGCAGCUUGACGGAGCGCAGGAUCUGGAUGAUGAAAUCCCAGAUGCCGAUGACGGCUAUGGCUUCGAGGAUGAUGACGAGGAUGACGAGGAUGACGAGGAUGACGAGGAAGAGGAGGAGGAGGAUGAUGAUGAAGAGGAGGAGGAGGAGGGAGAGGGAGAAGAAACAGAUGACGAGGCUCUGAGAGCAGAACGUGAGAAUAAUCUCAUGGCUGCACACAUGCGAAUGGGCGACGACGCUUUCCGUGAAGCACUUGUACGCGGCGAGCCGGAUGCUAACGACAUGUACGGCGAAGCGGAAGAGCACGAAGAAGAAGAGACUAAUGGCCAACUUCUUGACGAGGAAGAUUUCGUUCAGGAGGAUGACCUUGGCAUGGACAUGGACGCAGAUCUUGACGAAGAUAUCCCCGAGGCAGAGAGUCAGGGCUAUGAGCACACUGACUCUGAAGCCGAGAUUUCGAGCAGCGAGCAGCGAUCUAGCAGUGAUGAGGAAGAGGAGGAUGAAGACGACCUUGACACCAGCUUCCAACCUCGCUCUACGACUCUCCCACCGCCGCUGUCACCCACGUUCCACGGUGGCCGAUCACUCAUGUCACAUCCUCGCGCCAGUAUGGAUCUAAGCAACUUGCUCUCCCAAGACGGCAGCAGCUUCAUGCAUAGCAGUCCCGCCGGACGACGUGCUCGCCAAUGA
Messenger RNA from Fusarium pseudograminearum CS3096, 1101 nucleotides. RefSeq lists its product as uncharacterized. The coding region runs from base 1 to 1101 and encodes 366 amino acids. NCBI's taxonomy places the organism in Eukaryota, Fungi, Ascomycota, Sordariomycetes, Hypocreales, Nectriaceae. Gene Ontology annotation, biological process: anaphase-promoting complex-dependent catabolic process. Gene Ontology annotation, cellular component: anaphase-promoting complex. The transcript is spliced from 2 exons. The record is from RefSeq and is a predicted model, not a curated record.